AGCUUUGCUCAGAUGCUCACUGCCUGGGCCCCUUGAGUGUGGUUUUCCUCCCGGGCCAGCACCAAACCCCAGAAUAGUGCGGCUGACUUGCUGAUUGAGGUCAGCAGCUCCCCGGAGGCACGAGAAGCCAGAGCCUUUGCAGAAGACGGACUCACCAGGACAAACAUGAGGAGCGCAGCCAAGCCCUGGAAUCCGGUCCUCAAAGCGGGCAGCCAUGGGACAGACCGGACGCGGCCCUUGCCGGCGGCGCCCUCUGGCAUGAAGAGUUCGAAAUCUUCCACCUCGCUGGCGUUUGAGUCCCGGCUCAGCAAGCUCAAGAGGGCCAGUAGCGAGGACAUGCUCAACAAACCGGGAAGUACCACCGCUUCCGGGGUGGUUCGACUGAAAAAGACUUCAACAGCUGGAGCCAUCUCCGAGCUUGCAGAGAGCCGCCUGCGGAGCAACCCAGGGGCCGUGCCAACAACCAAACGGACAGGCAUUCCAGCUCCUCGAGAACUUUCAGCAACUGUCUCGAGAGAGAGAACCGUGCCACGCGGUCCCUCCAACCCCAGGAAGCCGGUGUCCAGUCCAACUUCUUCCAGCACGCCCACCCCUACUAAGCACCUGAGGACCACUUCCACGAGACCCAAGCAAGAGCCUGAAGGCGGGGAGAAGGCUGUGCUCGAGUCCCAGGUUCGGGAACUUCUCGCCGAAGCCAAAGCGAAAGACAGUGAAAUUAACAGGCUUCGAAGCGAACUGAAGAAAUGCAAGGAAAAAAGGACUCCAGGCGCCGAAGGAGCUGAGGCUUCAGACGCCAGCCCAGACAGAACCUCCUCCUUGCUGGGUGACUCAGAACCCCUGAUACGCACUCUAGAGGAGAAAAACAAGAGUUUCCAGAAAGAACUUGCAGAGCUCGAGGAGGAGAACCGGGCCUUGAGGGAGAAACUGACUUACCUGGAGCAUUCCCCAAAUUCAGAGGGGGGCGUGAGUCACACUGGGGACAGCAGCUGCCCGACGUCCCUAACUCAGGAGUCAAGCUUCGGCAGCCCGACAGGGCAUCAGUUGUCCAGGGACAUCGAGGAGUUCGCGAACAGCAGACACGGAAAUGCAUUACGGACAUCGGGCUCUUCGAGCAGCGACGUUACCAAAGCUUCUCUGUCCCCCGAUGCCUCCGAUUUCGAGCACAUUGCAGCAGACACCCCCUCCCAGCCCCUGUCCUCCACCAGCAACCCCUUUAAGGGCUCCAGGUGUUCGACCAGCGGCAGUUCCCCUAACAACGCGAGCGAGCUGUCCCUGGCCUCCCUCACGGAAAAGAUCCAGAAGAUUGAGGAGAAGCAUCACAGCACGGCUGAAGAGCUCCAGGCCACUUUGCAGGAACUGUCCGACCAGCAGCAGAUGGUACAGGAGCUGACCGCUGAAAACGAGAAGCUCGUGGACGAGAAGGCACUCUUAGAAACGUCCUUCCACCAGCACCGGGAGAGAGCUGAGCAGCUGAGUCAGGAAAACGAGAAACUCCUGAACCUCUUGCAGGAGCGGGUGAAGAAUGAGGAGCCCGCGGCGCAGGAGGGAAAGAUCCUCGAGCUGGAGCAGAAGUGUGCGGAAAUCCUGGACCAGGGCCGCUUCGAAAGAGAAAAGCUGCUCAACAUCCAGCAGCAGCUGACCUGCAGCUUGCGGAAGGUCGAGGAGGAAAACCAAGGCGCUUUAGACAUGAUUAAACACCUGAAGGAAGAAAACGAAAAACUGAAUGGGUGUCUGGACCUGGAACGGCGGAAUAACGGCGCAAUGGCUCAGAGUCUGGAGGAGUGCAGAGCCACGCUCGAAGGGCUGCGGGUGGAACACGGGUCGCUGAAGGCUCAUUUGGAGAAUGAGAAGCAGAAGGCUACGGAGACCAGCCCCGUGGGGCACACGGCCGAGGGCCGUGAGGUUCAAGAGAUGUUGAGGGUUGCUCGCGCCGAGAAGGAGCAGCUGGAGCUGUCUUGCACCGAGCUCAAGCAAGAGUUAGUGAAGGCCCACAGUGAAGUCAAACAUGUUUCGAGCCUGCUGGCCAAGGUGGAAAAGGAUUAUUCUUACUUGAAGGAGAUAUGUGACCAUCAGGCAGAACAACUGAGCCGAACCAGCCUGAAACUGCAAGAGAAAGCAUCGGAGAGUGAUGCAGAGAUUAAAGACAUGAAGGAGACCAUAUUUGAAUUGGAAGAUCAGGUGGAACAGCAUCGGGCUGUCAAGUUACAUAACAACCAGCUCAUCAGCGAGCUGGAAAGCAACGUGAUGAAGCUGGAGGAGCAAAAGUCAGACCUGGAAAGGCAGCUCAAGACCCUAACUAAGCAGAUAAAGGAGGAGACAGAGGAAUGGCGGCGCUUCCAGGCGGACCUCCAGACGGCGGUGGUGGUGGCCAAUGACAUCAAGUAUGAGGCCCAGCAGGAGCUGCGCGCCGUGAAGCGGAGGCUGCUGGAGGAAGAGGAGAAGAACGCCAGGCUGCAGAAGGAGCUGGGGGACAUGCAGAGCCACGGCAGCUCCAUGGUCUCUGUCAGCUAGCAGAGCAUUUGCUGGAAGAAAGACAGCCCAGCCCUUGCCAUGAUGGGAAACUACAGCCAUUUCUAUAUGAAGGGGGGAAUAAUGUGGGAGAGAAAUUACCUCUUUACAAAGAGCCAGAUUGUCACCGUGUAACAGCCACUGUUUCACGACAGAGUCAUGGCGAUCAAGUCUCUUUCCCUUUUUUUCUACAUUUUGGAAUCAACUCAUUGCACGAUCAAAGAUGAUCCUUCCCUCUUUUUUCCCCCCUUCUUUCUUUUUCUCAGAAGAUUCGGCAGUCUUUUGUUUGGAGCAUAGAUGAAGUUCUUGAAAAAGACAAAGUACAAGCAUGGUGUGAAACUCACUUUUUUGUAUGCAGCUAGGGUGUGCAGCGCACUGGUGAAUGUGGCCCGUGCCUGUGUCUUACUUUUUGGAAUUUAUUUCUGUGCUUCCUCUUGAACAUGGUACCUGAUAAUCUUGGCAUUAACACUACUUACGGCAAACCAGGAAGCCGUCUGUGUCCCGUGUCCUUCUGAAGAAGCUAGCAGGUUCUGCUUCCCUUCUAUCAAGUCCCGAACGAGCCCUUUCCAGCUGGGGUCUGACGUCGUUACCUCAUCCGAAACAAGCCACCACUAAGUCAGGGUUGGAUUUCCAGAAUCUACACUGGGCUCCACGCAAACUGAUGUUUGGCUGACCAAAAAGGAUGUAGUCGAGCCAAUUUGUUUACGUGGUGCCCGUGCCCUUGGGAAUCAGACUAAAAAUUAAGGAACAACUACAACCAGCGCCUCAGGAAUAAAACUUAACCCAGAAACUGAAAGGCUUUGAAUCCGGAAGUGGAUGAUUCAGAGUGGUCCAGAGUUCAGAGUGGGAUGUUGAACUUGGGAAGUACAUAGUUUGUUGAGAUCUGCACCAAAUUCAGUGGCUCCACAAGGCCCAGCCUCCCUUGGCUCUCACUCCAGGAGCAACUGUGCCCUCCAGAUGGUGGCCGGUCUUCGCUACAUGUCCCCAGGAUGGGACAGGAGCUCCUGUCUGGUGCGAGGGCGUGAGGAACAGGAAGGCUCUUUAACGCAGGAGGACAGUUGGGCAUGUCCAGCUGGAGAGCCCAGAAUCCCUAGAAAAAUUUCGUCUGGUGGUAGAAGAGAGGAGAUGGGUGCCUCUUCCAUGAAAAUGGCUUUGAUGCUCGCUGGCACCGUCCAAUACACCUACUGGGAGCUCUUUACCUCAGACUGAGAUUUUCUUGGAAUGAUCUCACAUUCACUUGCCAGGUGUUUGCAAACGUAAAUAAAAGGAAAAUCACCUCCACUUCAGAUACACAGCUGUACUCGCAUUGAGUAUCCCGAUCUGUCUGUAUUCUGGGUACCAUUAAAUAUUUUUAUACAUAGGCAUUCAUGAAGUGCUAAAUAAAUGCAUUAUUAUUCAGAAGAGUCUGUUGCCUGAUUUGUCAUCACUGGCCAAGUGUGUGCGGGGCCUUCAUGUCCGUCUGUCCUGG
Molecule: messenger RNA, 3976 nt
Organism: Mustela erminea (ermine)
Lineage: Eukaryota; Metazoa; Chordata; Mammalia; Carnivora; Mustelidae
Gene: SPECC1
Product: sperm antigen with calponin homology and coiled-coil domains 1
Exons: 8
Coding region: 166-2511 (781 amino acids)
Biological process (GO): actin cytoskeleton organization
Cellular component (GO): microtubule organizing center; filamentous actin
Molecular function (GO): protein binding
Source: RefSeq, a predicted model, not a curated record